AUGGAGUCAACCUACCACUCGUUGGCAAACCACGUUCAGCAAAUCUGGGAAGAGAAACGCGCAAAAGGUCACAGGCGUGUCAUCAUUGCCGUUGCAGGCCCUCCGGGAUCUGGAAAGUCAACCAUUACGCAGGAAGUUGCCCGUACCGUGGCGGGGCUACCUCAAGGCCCUUUGAUCGCAUCGAUUUCCGCCGAUGGGUUCCAUCUUUCCCUCGACACUCUUCGCAUGUUGCCAAACAGCAAAGAACUUACCGCGCGGAGAGGGGCCCCUUGGACAUUCGAUGGUGAUGCAGUCGUGGAGCUCAUACGGAGGCUUCAAAAUUCACCUGACCAAAUCAUCACAGCACCAACUUUCGACCAUGCGAAAAAAGAUCCUGUCCCAGAUGGCGUGAAGAUAGGACCUGAGAUCCAGGUCUGUCUCGUAGAAGGGAAUUACCUUCUUAGCAAGGAAGCACCAUGGGAUGCCAUUGCUGGACUUGUCGACGAGAGAUGGCUGGUCACGGUAGACCGAGACGUCGCCAUCAGAAGAAUCGCCAAUCGCCAUUUAAAAGCAGGGAUUGAGAGUACGAUGGAGAAGGCACUUGAGCGAACGCUCAACAACGAUAUGCCAAAUAGCGACUUUGUGAUGCGCACCAGCCAGGGAAGAUUUGAUGUAGAAGUGGAAAGCGUAGAGGUCGGGUCUUGUAUCGGUGCACCUUCACCAUCAUGUGGCUCUUGA
Messenger RNA from Fusarium keratoplasticum, 717 nucleotides. Its product is annotated as PRK domain-containing protein. The record is from RefSeq and is a predicted model, not a curated record. Lineage: Eukaryota; Fungi; Ascomycota; Sordariomycetes; Hypocreales; Nectriaceae. Gene Ontology annotation, molecular function: kinase activity; ATP binding. The transcript has a single exon. The coding region runs from base 1 to 717 and encodes 238 amino acids. Gene Ontology annotation, cellular component: cytoplasm.